This is a messenger RNA of Neurospora crassa OR74A, 974 nucleotides long. RefSeq lists its product as hypothetical. NCBI's taxonomy places the organism in Eukaryota, Fungi, Ascomycota, Sordariomycetes, Sordariales, Sordariaceae. The record is from RefSeq and is a predicted model, not a curated record. Bases 344 to 934 code for a protein of 196 amino acids. The transcript has a single exon.
UUCGUCUGUCAAGUGACCAAAUUGAGUUUGCUGACCACGGACAUCGAAUAAAUGGAAGCAUUGCAUAUAUGCGGCGCUGGAAGCUCGGAGAACCACAAGAUGCACAUUUUAAAUGCUUCUCCGGCCUUAAGUCCUCGUUUAUUAUUUCGCAUCUUCCAUCACUCCGUAAUUGAUGGCUCAUAGGAAAUAGUUUCCCUUUUCCUUACUUCCCCGACCUUCCAACCACCACCAACAAUCAUCGCCAAAGAUAAGCCAAAGCACGUCACUAGACGACAACCGGCCAAAGCUUCAUGCAAGACCGCCCAGGAUUUGGAAAAAUCCAGGCAUAUAUUCGUUCCACGCGAUGUCUUCUUUUCCCAUUCAUUGGGCUGCCACGCCCGCGAGAAUGAAGGCUGCACCCCCGAACAUUAGACCCAAGAUCCCGGCCCAGAACACCGCCACUCUAAAGAGAAACAGAUUCAACAUCAUUCCUGAUACGAAGACCAGAAGGGACAGCCUUCCCCACCCGCAAAACGGCCUUCUUCCGCGCCUUCCCCAUCUUGAUGCCUCAUCACUAUCAACCACCCGUCUCCACCCAUCUUUCUUAUUCCUCUCGUCCAUGUCCGCUAUCGACCCUGUCUGUUCCAUUAGUGCUAUCACAUCUUCCUCCACCCUCAAUAAACACCAACUCACACAGUUGCUAUCUACUCCCGGCGGCACUGGCGACAUUCAGCGCGAGGGCAUCAAGGCAAACAAAGCCCUGCCCCCUUUCACCGUUCUGAUGCUUCAGUAUCAGGCACUUUCAGCUUCGAAUAAGACUGUCCGCAUGAAGAACAGGGUUCGUGAGAGCAAGCACAACGAUGACCGGGUCAGUGGCAACGACAAAGGAGACGGUGACGAGGAGUGCGCAGACAAAAACAACAGGGAGGAGGACAGUAGGGAAAUUGAGGAUUAGGAUUUCUUGUUUCGGUCCUUGCCUAUGUUCUCGGGCGACG